Alternaria postmessia is the source of this 2229-nucleotide messenger RNA. RefSeq lists its product as uncharacterized. The record is from RefSeq and is a predicted model, not a curated record. The transcript is spliced from 3 exons. Lineage: Eukaryota; Fungi; Ascomycota; Dothideomycetes; Pleosporales; Pleosporaceae. Gene Ontology annotation, cellular component: cytoplasm. Gene Ontology annotation, molecular function: ATP binding; ATP hydrolysis activity. Bases 1 to 2229 code for a protein of 742 amino acids.
AUGAGUCCAGCAACGUCCUACACUCUACGUCCGCUGGAGCGUAAUCCGCCUAGCAUACCCGGCAAUGCGCUCGAGGGUGGCGCUUUCCGUGUGCAUCUAUCGCAAAAAGAAUUAAAAGCGCUGGGACUUGUCAACGGUGACUGCAUUCGACUAAGUACAGCUGCUGGUUUCAAAGGUCACGGAGUAGCUUGGCUAGCCUCUCAGACGAACCCUGGAAACAAGCCAAUUGCCAAGGUGACUGACCUUCUGCGAGAGCAAUACAAUCUUUCUCUCAACGAUCCUGUUUUCAUCGAAAAGGUCGACUCCUGGAAGCCUCUCAAAUCCAUAGAGAUCGAUCUUGCGGAUGCUCAAAAUCAGAUCGCCAAAUUCAGCUCAAAUGAACAACUUCUGUACUGGCUGCGACAUACUUUAGUCGACUCCGACAUUAUUCUCCCAGGAUGCAGCUUUCCAGUCCAGCAGAAAAGCUUCAAGCAGAAGAGCCACAAGAUGCGCGUCACUGUGCAAAACAUUGACCCGCAUCCGACUGAAAAGCACGCAGUGUAUUUCGAUGAGCUCAUCACUCAAGUCACCACCACUGGUGGCGUUCCCAUUCAGCAAGCACCGAGAGCUCCUACACAAAACUUUCAAGUAAGGUUCGAUGGGAUUGGCGGCCUCUCUAGCCACUUUGCUACCAUAAAUAAACGCCUCUCUUAUCUCACGAAAACCCUGCCUCAUCAACGCGACCUACGCCUGUGUGGACCUACUUCUUUCCUACUACAUGGCCCUGAGGGAACUGGCAAAAGUCUUCUGCUCGAGCGACUAGCGGAAUGCCCAUGGCAGGAAGUGUACCGCAUAGAUCCGGAUACGCAACCAAAGGCACAAGCAAAGGCAAUAUCCGAAGCUUUUGAGGACGCUCGUGAAAACCAACCGAGCUUGAUCCUCAUGGACAAUCUUGAUAGGUUCCUCGACAAGGCUGAUACACUUGUGAACAAACUGCGGACCGAACUAGCAAAGUUGGGUGGCAGCCAAGUAGUUGUCGCGGCAGCAGCACGCAGCAUAUACGACAUUGAUACUAGCCUUCGGUCACCGUCAGCUUUUAAGACAAAGCUCGAACUCUUUCCACCUAAUGCUAAACAGAGAGAAGAUAUUCUAAGACAGAUCUUGGGCACUACUAGCAGACUUGGUGACCUUGACUUCACGGCGCUAGCAGAACGCACCCAUGGCUUCGUCGGGCGCGACAUUCACGAUUUAUGUCUUCUCGCAAGAGACCAACGAGAACAGCAGAUAGACGAGUCGAUAAGCGAAGAGGAGAAAACCACAUUUGGCGAGAAACUUGAGCAGACAGACUACGUGCGUCAAGAGGACUUUGAUGCUGUAUUUGGCGAGGUACAACCGACGGUAUUGAAGGACAGCAUUCUCGAAGUUCCAAAGGUCAGAUGGACAGAUAUAGCUGGUUUGGAUCACGUCCGCGCCGUGCUUGAAGCCAUCACUAUUCGUCCUUUCAAGUAUCCCGACCUCGACGUCAAAUUUGGUGGACCUCAGUCUCGCAAAGGUGUCCUGCUCUACGGUCCACCUGGUUGCGCAAAGACUUUGAUCGCGCAAGCCGUCGCAACAGAAAGCAAACAAAACUUUCUUGCAGUGAAAGGCUCCGAACUCAUCAAGAUGUACGUUGGAGAAUCUGAGCGAGCUAUUCGCGACGUGUUCCGCAGAGCACGCGCAGCGAAACCUUGCAUCAUCUUCUUCGACGAAAUCGACUCCAUUGGUAAAUCGCGUGAGAAGACGCAGGAUAGCGGCCUGAACGUCGUUACAACGCUAUUGAAUGAAAUGGAUGGUAUCGAGGCACUGAAAGAUGUCUUCAUCAUUGGUGCUACCAAUCGACCUGACAUUCUCGACUCGGCGCUCAUCCGUACUGGCCGUUUUGAUGCGCAUAUUCACAUCGGCCUCCCAACCGAGGAAGCGCGAAAGCAGAUCCUGCAGAUUCACACGCGAAAGAGGCCGCUCGCAGAAGACGUUGAUCUAGACGUUGUUGCUAAGAGGACUGAAGGGAGCAGUGGAGCAGAUCUCAGUGGGUUGUGCGCUGUUGCUAUCGAGUUGGCGAUUACAGAGUAUACAGAGGAUCCGAGCCGUGAGGCAAAAGUGCAUAUGCGGCACUUUGAGCAGGCGUUACAGCAGCACGUUCCACAUACCAUUGCAGCGGAAGCAGAACGGUAUAAGAACUGGCGACCAGGCAAGUCGUUAUCGGAGGACUAG